AGUGGUGUCUGACACAGAAAUGCAGAUGAAGCAAAGUUACGUGAGUUCAGGUUACCUGCCGGUGGCUGCUGUUGAAAAACAGUUUCAAAGACAUUUUGUAUCCCUCAGCCAUUGGUUAUCAAUGGAUCAAGUGACAUCCCUGCACAACGCUACAAACUUGAGGGAAGAAUGCACUUCUGGCAACGUAAUCAUUUUAAAGUGUUUGGCGUGCGGGAUGCGGGCCAGCUACGGGCCACGGAUUGUGGGGGGCAAUGCAUCCUUGCCACAGCAGUGGCCCUGGCAGGUCAGCCUGCAGUUCCACGGGCACCACCUCUGCGGAGGGUCUGUCAUCACCCCACGCUGGAUCAUCACUGCUGCACACUGUGUCUACGACUUGUACUUACCGAGCUCAUGGAGUGUGCAGGUUGGCUUUGUGACUCAGCAAGAUACACAGGUUCACCCAUAUUCAGUGGAAAAAAUUAUAUACCAUCGAAAUUAUAAACCCAAGACCAUGGGAAAUGAUAUAGCACUGAUGAAACUGGCAGCACCGCUUGCCUUCAAUGGUCACAUAGAGCCAAUUUGUCUGCCUAAUUUUGGUGAACAGUUCCCAGAAGGAAAAAUGUGUUGGGUAUCAGGAUGGGGAGCAACUGUUGAAGGAGGUGAUACAUCCGACACCAUGAAUUAUGCAGGUGUUCCCUUGAUUUCAAAUAGAAUUUGCAAUCACAGGGAUGUCUAUGGUGGGAUCAUAACCUCUUCAAUGCUUUGUGCUGGUUUCCUAAAGGGAGGGGUGGACACCUGCCAGGGAGACAGUGGGGGCCCUUUAGCAUGUGAAGAUAUGAGUAUCUGGAAGUUGGUGGGAACCACCAGCUUUGGAGUGGGCUGUGCAGAAGCGAACAAGCCUGGUGUCUACAGCCGAACCACCUCCUUCCUGGGCUGGAUACAUGAGCAGAUGGAGGUGUGGUUUUGCCCUGUCUCCAUCUCCAGUUGUAGCUUUGCUUCACCAGUUCCACACAGGAUUCAUCUCCUGUUUGUCACAGCUGACUUCUGCUGUAUGGCAAUGCGUGACACAAGAGUGCGUUUGUCCUGUAGAAGCUGAGUGGGGAGAAAUAAACUGGGGAGUGGGGAGAGAAGGUGGCUGGAAGGAGAGGAGAGCAGAGGCAAGGAAGUGAGGGGAUGCUGCAGCCGCCUUCACCUACCUGGGUGAGUCACAGCUCACAGGUAGGUAUCUAUACACGUGUCAUUCUCCUACCAAGACAAAACCACCCCAAGCACCAAAGAGUACAUCCCCUCCUGCUCUAGUCUGGUCCUCAGAGACAGAGGCACCAGUGCUGCUAUUCCAGCACCCAGUUUGCUGGAAUGACCAAUUUGCUGGAAUGAAUGAAUGAACAAAUUAAUGAAUGAACGAAUGAAUAGCAGUGGUGUUGUGCCAGCAGCAGCAGCAUGACUCCCAGCCCUGACACCUGCCUGUGCUGCCAAGGUGCCAUGUGAUGGAAUCACUCCUGCCUCAUCUUGCCUGUGAAACAAGCUAGACUUCCUCCACAAUCUGAAGUGCCAAUGUCAAGCACUUCCAGAUGAGGAAAUUCCCAAAAUAAGAGUAUGCGUGCAGUUUUAGCUCAGCUCUGUCUGCAUACUGUAUGACACAUGCUGUUUUCACAGUCUGUAUUACAUACAAAAGUUUACGCUAUCACAUGCCCAUCUGCCACUCAACAAAGCUAGAGAAGACAGGAUAACAUGCCCAAAGCUUUCAGACCUCUGGUAUUCUUCCCCUCCUUUCGCUCCAGUAUCUUCUUCACUGUGUUUCCCCCACAUCUAACCAUAGGUUCCAGAAAUGGCUGGCAUUUUGCACAUGCAAGAUAAAUGGAGACAUUUCAGAUGAAGAUGUCAGACAUGGUGAAUUAAUCAAGAGGGGAAAAAUACAGUUAAAUAUUUGCUUAGCUAGAUGCUAACAAGUUUUUCACAGGGACAUCCUUCAGAUUAAACAUUUAUUCAUCCUCCUCAAAAAGACUUUCAGUUGCAGCACAGAAACACUAAAACUUUUCAGUGCACUCUGAAAGAAACCAAAAGAAAGUAAAGAUAAUGCACCUUUGAAAACAAGACCACAGUUCUGAUCUGCUCUUAGUUGCUAUUGCUCACCAUGGAUUGGGAUUCAUUUGAUGCCUCCAGAAGUUCCUUUACUUUCUUCACACUAACUUAACUGUUGUAAUUAGGGCUUACCAAAGAGAUUAGGAGAGGGAUCCAUUUUGAUCUAAGAGAUGUAAAAUAGCAAGAUAAGGAAUUUGGUCAUCAACUCUCCCUUUAAAUGCUUUCUUUCUGGAAACUGACAUUGUGACAACUCAGCUCUCAGGGCCUCUCAUUUAAUGCCAGGCAUGAUCAAAGAGGAGGUAUUUGCAUUUUCUGAUCUUCCAUUUCUUGGUCUAAAACCUGAGGUAAGCACUUCUACCUCGCAGAUUUUUGGGAGCAUGCAAAUAUUUUGCUAAUGACUCUCUCCCAUGACGACAAGGGAAAGUGUUCUAUUGCUUUCCUCUAGGUAGUGAAAGUUAGUUGGAGUCAUUUAACAAGGUGUUCAUCCAACACUGUGCACAGUAUCUCUUGCCUCCAUUUUGAAUCACUUGGGGAGGAAGCAAAGUUUGUAGUGCUAAAUGGGAGUUACCAUUGAUCUACAUACAUUACCUUCUGAGAACUGCUAUGGUUCAGCUAAUGCAUCUGAAUAGGCAUGAAAGGUUCCUACCCCAGGAAAAAGAAAAAAGAGAAAGAAAGCAGCAGUGGAACAUCUAAGAGGAAACAAAACAAACCCCUUCAAAUCUUACUUAGCUCCCUAUAUGCACUAUCCCACACACAGUUUCUGCCACUGUUGCUAAUAUAUUCCACCAUCCCCCAUAACCAUAAUUCUUUUUGAAUCUUCUGCUCCUGUCUCAGCCUACGCGAGUUUAGCAAUCAGUGAACUCAAGUGGUGAGAGAACAUGAUGGCAUUUCCUCAGGUUCACAGUGUGUGCGAUGGGAAUUGCAUCCCAUCUCUUGAGGAGGUGGUGUAUUUUUGUGGAGAACAAGCACAACCAUUCAGAUGGCAGAACUGGCUCCAGCAACACUAUGGUGCCCUUGGUUCAAACGGAAACAAGCAGAAUACAUACAUAAU
Numida meleagris (helmeted guineafowl) is the source of this 3112-nucleotide messenger RNA. It is a transcript of the gene TMPRSS3, whose product is annotated as transmembrane protease, serine 3. The record is from RefSeq and is a predicted model, not a curated record. NCBI's taxonomy places the organism in Eukaryota, Metazoa, Chordata, Aves, Galliformes, Numididae. The coding region runs from base 20 to 1075 and encodes 351 amino acids. Gene Ontology annotation, biological process: proteolysis. The transcript is spliced from 8 exons. Gene Ontology annotation, cellular component: membrane. Gene Ontology annotation, molecular function: protein binding; serine-type endopeptidase activity.